GAGAACCGGGCUGCUGGUGGCGAAGAUGGCGGAUGGGGACAGUGGCAGUGAGCGCGGUGGCAGCAGCGGCGGUGGAGGGGGAGGAGGCGGCGGUGGGUUUCAACAUUACCAGCGGGACUCGGAGACCCAGGAGCUGGCUUCGAAGCGGCUGGACAUUCAGAACAAACGCUUCUACCUUGAUGUGAAGCAGAACGCCAAAGGCCGGUUCAUCAAAAUCGCCGAGGUCGGCGCCGGGGGCUCGAAAAGUCGGCUGACCCUCUCUAUGUCAGUUGCGGCAGAGUUUCGCGACUACCUGGGGGAUUUCAUAGAGCACUACGCCCAGCUUGGGCCUAGCACCCCGGAGCAGAUCGCUCAGUCUUCUGGAGGGGAUGACACCGGGCCUAGACGGGCCUUGAAGAGCGAGUUCCUGGUGCGUGAGAACCGAAAAUACUACCUCGAUCUGAAGGAGAACCAGCGGGGUCGGUUUCUCCGGAUCCGACAGACCGUCAACCGAGGCCCCGGUUUCGGAGUCGGAGUGGGUGGCAUUCCCGGGGCUGGCCUGCAGGCCGGACAAACCAUCGCACUCCCGGCCCAGGGCUUAAUAGAGUUCCGCGACGCCUUGGCUAAGUUGAUAGACGACUACGGGGGAGAUGAGGAGGAGCUGGCCGGCGGCGGAGGGGCCGGGGGCUACAGCGAGCUUCCGGAGGGCACCUCGAUCAUGGUGGACUCCAAGCGGUUCUUCUUUGACGUGGGAUCCAACAAGUACGGAGUUUUCUUACGGGUGAGCGAAGUGAAGCCCAGUUACAGAAACUCUAUAACAAUCCCCUUCAAGGCGUGGAGCAAGUUCGGGGGAGCGUUCAGCCGCUACGCCGAGGAAAUGAAAGAGAUCCAGGAGCGGCACCGGGAUAAGAUGUACGAGAGGAGGGCCGGAGAGGAGUCGGAGGGCGACGACGUGGACGACGAUUGAUGGAGAGGUGGCUAACUUACUUGUGAUGAAGCUGACAACAUGAUGCAAAGCCUGGUGAUAAACAGAGAAACAGAGAGAGAGAGGAACGACUAUUCUGUGCAUGACGAAUCGAACAUUAAAACGCUAAAACAACGGAUUAAAAUAAAAGUAUAUUUGACUGAGAAAUUACUGUCUAUAUAAGAGAAUCAUGUUCUAAAGUUUAGGUGGAUGUUAUAGCUAAAUUAGUGCGGACUGCAGAAGUCAGCUCUGUAUGAGAAUCCCCAUUGAUUAAAAAAACAAGCCGUGAAAUAUAUCUAUAUAUAUAUAUAAAUAUAUAUCUCUCUCUAUAUAUAUAUAUAUAUAUAUAUAUAUUGAUUGUGUAUGUUAUAACACACGUGUAGCCCAGCAAAUUAAGUUUGACAGCGCUGAAAACACAGCAGUAGGCUACUAGUCCCACUUCCUGGUUGAUAUCCAAUGGUAAGAGCUCACCUGGCCCUGACCUGUGGUCUGUGAUGAUGAUAAUAAGGAAGUGUGACAUACUCAUACCAGCAGGUGCAGAGUGGGAGUGAGACAGCGUCCGCAUCACUCACCGUGGCUGUGUGUGUUUUCUUCUAAAAUGACCUGUAACGGACAGCUUGCCCAGACAGACCCACAACACCCGGAGCCACAGUCUCAGCUAUAGGGGGCAUCCUUGGCAUCGCAGGACAUCCGCUCGGCCCAGCGAGGUCCCGUAAGGUGAUCUGUUACAAGCACACGACUCAUUUGGAUUCUAUGGACAAUCCAAAUGAGUCCAAACGACCCGCACCCUCUUCCUUCCUCCCCCUCCCCCUCCCCCUUUCCCUCUCUCCCUCCUGGGCCAUCUCUCAGGUGCUAACCUCCUGCUCCAAUAGCUGAAAUGUGGCGAGGCCUGCUCAUGUGCGGCUUCUUUUGUGUCAGUAUUUUGGGGUAUAUCAGCAUUACCUGUGCCUGUGCGUCAUCCUCAAGAGGUUCCUGGUGCAGAGCUGGUCAGCCAGUUGCUGCAGCUGAGACGUCUGUGGCAACUGAUGAUGUCUCCUAUGAUGCAGGCCCACAUCUGAGCCCUGUGACCUUUUGAUCAAAGGGGACGCGGUGAGCUCAGACCUCCAGCACUGGUCACGAUGUUUCGAGUUAAAAGCUUAAUAUUGCCGGGCUUGAGCUAUCGUCUCAAGGGAAUUGACCUUGUUGACUUAUUUAGGGUGCGCCAUUUGGAUCCUUUAAUCUUGAACUCAGACCAUUAAUGACUGAAGCAAUAUUCAGUCUGAUUGUAAGAAAAAUUAGGUGCUUUUGGAAAACAAGACCCACAGUGGGGUGCUGUACCUAAAGGAAAAAAAAAAAGAAAAAUAUAUACUGGAAGAGAUUUACUUACUAAAAAAGAUCAAGUAUAGAUAGAAUUAUUUUUCAAAAGAGAUAUAUUGAAAUAUGUCUUAGAAAUAUGAGACAUUUAUUAGAUAAUGCUGCCUAAAGUGGCUUAUUUAAAACACUAAACUUGGAUGCAACUGUCCAGGGUGAUAUUUCAUACCUGCUUUUUUCCUAACAUUUCUUUUAUUCCUUAGAGGAAAUUAAGAAGAGUACAACAAAUUGAUAACACAGUAUGUGAUAGCAAUUUCUAGAAACAACUUCAUUGAAGUAGUUUGUCAGCAAACACUCAGCACUCCAGUUCACUUUACAUAGCAUCGAGUUGUCCCCUCGUUUCAGUCCAACCGUUAAACCAUGUUUUGUCAUAAACUGGCUUUCCAUCAGUUGCCAUACGACGCAAACGCAAACACCUGCAAUCAUCAACAUUUUGUCUUUAGUGCUCCUUUUAAUAAUGCGAUCUUUUUUUGCAUGCCUGCUCUUACGCGGAGCUGCCUUGUGUUCUUUUCUUUUGCAUACUCUGAUUGCUGUAUGAUGGUAUUUAUCCAUUUUUGAGAGCGGUUUCAAGUUUUAUUUCUUGCAAUGGAAAACAAAAGUUUAAAAUUUACUUCGUAGCCUAAUAAUAAAAAAAGAAGAAAAAGCCACAAAGUUCCCAUGCUUUGGGGAAUGUCACUUUCAUUGUCCCACUUCCUUUGGUGUGUAAGCCUCUUGUUGAAUUUUACUUUACCCACUUCGACACAACAAAUGCAGAAAUGCCAUAUGAAAAAAAAAAUAAACACCUGGGAGCAAUAGUUUUUUUUUCUUUUAUAUUGAUAUAAAUAUACUAUAUAUAAUAUUACACAUGAGAUUGAACUACAUCCUUCUUCCUGUACUGUGUUACGUGAAAUGGCAGCUGUUUCAGUCGUGUGUUCUGCUGUAAUAUUCUACCAAGUUCCUUUCAACAAGAAAUAAAAAAGGUUUUUGCUCAGGA
This is a messenger RNA of Chelmon rostratus (copperband butterflyfish), 3266 nucleotides long. Its product is annotated as transcriptional activator protein Pur-beta. The transcript has a single exon. Gene Ontology annotation, biological process: regulation of transcription by RNA polymerase II. Lineage: Eukaryota; Metazoa; Chordata; Actinopteri; Chaetodontiformes; Chaetodontidae. Gene Ontology annotation, cellular component: nucleus. Bases 26 to 946 code for a protein of 306 amino acids. The record is from RefSeq and is a predicted model, not a curated record. Gene Ontology annotation, molecular function: RNA polymerase II transcription regulatory region sequence-specific DNA binding; purine-rich negative regulatory element binding; DNA-binding transcription factor activity, RNA polymerase II-specific.